UAAUGAACCUUAUUGUAAAGUGUUACCAUCAUUUCUUAUAACAUAACAUUAAAAAAAAUUAUAUAAGCUAUUAGUAAAGCCUCAGUGCGUUUGAGAGCUCAAAAUUAAAGAUUAAUGCAUAACUCAGGACAAAUCAAAGUUGCUUAAAACAGUGAAAAAUGAGCAUGUGUUAGCAGUGUCUGCUCUGCUAUUGGAGCUUCAGGGUUUCUUUGUUCAGAGUCUCCAAGCAACAACAGCAAACAUCAGAAGAAACAGGGAACUGAGAGAUAAUGGAGACGUCAGAUGAGCAUGUGAAGGAAGCUCUGCAGAAGAGUCCUGAGCCCAUGUUUGCGAGCACGAGCACGAGCAGGACCUCCACUAGAGGCAGUCUUCGCUUCGGGAGCCUGAGCCAUCACUCCUUCUUCUCCAGACACAAUCCUCAUCCACACAGAGUCAGGCAUAUGCAAGGGUUGAACGGCAAGCCGGUGUGUACGGUGAAUGACGACUGGUACGGCUUCACUCCUCUCUGUCCACAUCCACUCAUUAAGAGUCAAGUGUGUGUCAGUGCGAGCCGUUCAUCUGUGUUUCUCACUCCUGAGGUCAGCUCGGACCGAUCCGGACCGCGAGCAGCACUCAUUUCUGAAAGCUGGCGUGAGGAACUGAAGGAUUUGGCCACUAAAGUCAGUCUUUCAGCGGCCGCUGAGACCCACCAUGACAAGAAAGAGAAACCCCGAGACGAGGAGGCUCCUCGCAGGAAGACUCAGUAUUCGGCUCAGUCCGGUCGGAUCAUCCCGGCCUCGUCCUGGGGAGGGAAGAAACGCAGCAGCCGGGCGACACACAAGCGUCUGGGAUUACAGAGACGGCACACACACGCGCUGGAAGGAGUGGAGAUCAAGGUGCUGGAGCUCUUGUGUCAGAUCCUGCAGACUGAUUCUCUCUCCAUGGUUCAGCAUUGGCUUUUGCUGGCGAAUGAUAAAGAGAAAGAGCUGGUUCAGGGGUUACUCCAGCAAGCCAUGGCCGACUCCAUCUCCGUGACCCAACACACAUCUGGAUCUCCACUUCUGCCCGUGACGUCUGAAGAUCUGCCAGAUCACGUGUUCCUCAAAAACCCCAGCUCAUAUCCAGCGGAGGCAUUACAGGACAAGCCAGAGCGGAUCGGAGAGGCAGAAGUACUCACGCUGUACCCAGAAGACACGUAACACAGCUGCGAUCAUCAGCACAACAUCAUAUUAAUGUCAUGUUACUGACAAAACUUGCUCUUUUAGCAGUUGUAUUAUUGUAAUAAUCAUAGUGUAAUGCAAUGUUUUCAUUUAUUGCUAAUAAAGCUUAUACGUACACAGGUA
Messenger RNA from Pimephales promelas (fathead minnow), 1322 nucleotides. RefSeq names its product thymus, brain and testes associated (gene tbata). Lineage: Eukaryota; Metazoa; Chordata; Actinopteri; Cypriniformes; Leuciscidae. The record is from RefSeq and is a predicted model, not a curated record.